This is a messenger RNA of Amorphotheca resinae ATCC 22711, 1331 nucleotides long. RefSeq lists its product as hypothetical. Gene Ontology annotation, cellular component: plasma membrane. NCBI's taxonomy places the organism in Eukaryota, Fungi, Ascomycota, Leotiomycetes, Helotiales, Amorphothecaceae. The transcript is spliced from 4 exons. The coding region runs from base 64 to 1230 and encodes 388 amino acids. Gene Ontology annotation, biological process: cell surface receptor signaling pathway; adenylate cyclase-activating G protein-coupled receptor signaling pathway. The record is from RefSeq and is a predicted model, not a curated record. Gene Ontology annotation, molecular function: G protein-coupled receptor activity.
GGACUUUCAUAUAACCAUGCGCCAGUUUGGUGAUGAUAGUUUAAACGGCAACCAAAGUCCAUCAUGGGUGGUUUGACAGGCCAGCAAGUUGAUGCACUGAUCGUGAUUGAACGUGUUACUGCCUGCAUAUCGGUCAUUGGAACGCUUUUCCUUAUCACAACUUUCAUCCUCUUCAAGGGGUUCAGGACAUUGUCGAAUACGCUGAUUUUCUAUGCUUCUUUUGCAAACCUCUUUGCAAAUAUCGCAGCACUUAUUGGGGGUUCAGCGCUCACGAAGCUCUCCAGCCCACUAUGCCAAUUUCAAGGAUUCUUGCUAGAAAUGUUCAUGCAAUCAGACCCUAUGUGGUCUCUGGCCAUGGCUGUGAAUGUAUAUCUAGUUUUCUUCCAACGGUUUGAUGCUAUCCGUCUCAAAAAGCUUUAUCCAGUGUAUGGACUCCUUUGUUACGGAAUCCCAUUUAUUCCAGCCAUGGUCUGUCUCUUGUACAAGAAUGGGAAGGGAGAUAUUUAUGGAAAUGCGACUCUCUGGUGCUGGAUCGAUAACACUUGGGCACCUAUACGAAUUUACUCCUAUUACGCCCCAAUCUGGUUCUGCAUCCUAUUAGCCAUCAUAAUAUAUAUCCGUGUCGGCAUCGAAAUUUUCCAAAAACGCUCUCAACUACGCGCCAUAGGAGAUAACGUCAGCGGGACACUCGACUCCAGCAACAGCCCCCCAGAGCCAUUUUCUGGCCUCCGUACCACGGAAGUCGAAGUUACCCAUGAUUUUUGGAACGGAGGCAGGACCACCAGACCUAUGCCGACUUAUAAUCAAAACGAGAAAGGGUCCAGAGAUCCUCACCAUUACUCUAUCACAAUAUCAGCGCAUGAUCGCCCAUCUGCCCCUUCAAGGUUUGCCAUUGCGUCUAGGAGACCAAGCAGCAUGGACAAAGUAAAAUGGUCAUACACCAAAGUAGCGAUGCUCUUUGCCAUCUCUAUCCUCGUAACUUGGGUGCCCGGCUUCUGGAAUACCGUCAUCUACUUCACGACUAGUCUGUCGGUUUGCAAAGGUAUCUGGGCUCGCUUUAGAGGCCGGAUGGAGAUUGAUGCUGGGAAGUCUGGGAUGCUGGGGAUUGUACAUUUGGGAAGAAGGGAUAAGGAAACAGAUAGCAUGGUGGAGUUAUCAACCCAUAGGGAUGAUGGAUCGGGUAGGGAUUCAUUCUGGGCGAAUAAACAGGAGUUUGCAGAUACUCGUUAACCUUGAAAGCUUGUGCACUGCAAUACAGAUGACGAGAUAUUUGGCGGAGUUAUUCAGGGACGGCUUUUUUUGGGGGAGCUUGUUGCUAUAGAAUUCAGGAA